Molecule: messenger RNA, 1362 nt
Organism: Danaus chrysippus (African queen)
Lineage: Eukaryota; Metazoa; Arthropoda; Insecta; Lepidoptera; Nymphalidae
Source: the annotation of a GenBank genome assembly
AUGCAUGAUUGUUCUUUAUGUUCAGAUGUUGACACGACCCGUCCCGAUGAGCGUUCCGUGAUAACGUACGUGGCCAGCUACUACCACACCUUCGCCAGGAUGAAGAACGAUCAGAAGAGCGGCUGCAGGAUCGCCAAUAUCAUCGGCCAGCUGAUGGACUACGACGGUCGCAAGGCGGAGUACAGCCGCCUGGUGAGCGCGCUGCUCGACUGGAUCCGCCUGAAGAUAGAUUAUAUGAUGAAUAUACAGAAAAAAUAUAGUGAACAAGAUAUUGUUAAGUACCAAGGUCAAGUAAAGGAACGUUCUGAAAUCGAAGCGUUGUACUUUGACAUCAACACGAUGCAGAAGAGUUUAGUAGGGGAGCCCUCAAGACCUGCAGCGAGCGUAGCAACAGCUGGAACAGUUGCCUUCUCCGUGUUUCAGUCUGUUCUCCGUAAGGGGUACCUAAAGGAGAUGAUCCAAGUGUUGUCCGACCCUCGCUACAGGUCCAACGUGGCGCAGGUUGACGCUAUAGUCAAGAAACAUGAAGCUAUAUCAGUUGAUAUACUCGCCAGAACCGAGCGAUUCGAAGAUCUAUCCGCUAUGACUGCAGAACUGGUGAAGGAGAAGUACCACGCAGAGGAGAGCAUCUCUCACACAGAACAAGCGGUGCUGGGCAGGUGGAGGGAACUACUGGCUCUGUUGGAGAGACACCGGGCGGCGCUGGCUCCCCUGGCACAGAUGAUGGCGCUGCUCAGAGCUCAAUUCCAAUCCGAGGAGGUGGACAGACAACUGGUGGAUGUAGAGCGUCUGCUGCAGGCGAGGAGGGCGCGGGAGACCACUCCUCUGCCGCCCAGGACUCACUGGCUGAUGAUUACACCGGGUAUAUAUUUCCUGGUCGCAGCCGCUAAGGACCGCACGGCGAGGCUCGAGGAUGCAAGGAACCUGUACCAGUUCCUCGAAGAUCACGAGGAGGAAGAAGGUGAGUGGCUCAUGAAGAUGACAUCCGAAUGUAAAGACUUAUAUAUAAUAUUAAAGUCCGUUAGACUUAAGCUGAGCUUUGCAUUUGUGCUGGGUGAUAGAGAAGCAGCGCAUCUGCCGGGCGGAGGUCGCGGCCAAGGAUCUGCGGGCCGUGAUGGCGCUGAGACAGAAACACACCGCGCUGCUGCACGAGCUACGGGCCCGCGACCUGGUAGCCAUGAGGCACAGGAGCAAGGGGCAGAGAUCGGUCUCUCGCUCCAGAAGUCAGACCCAGGUCAUGCUGAGGAGGUGUCGUCCAGACUGCAGGCUCUGCAGACGACCUGGGCGGCGCUGGUGGCCGCCUCCAGGGACAAGGGGGCCAAGCUGAGGCAGGCCAGCCAGCAGAGAAUGCACAGACGGUAA